Messenger RNA from Medioppia subpectinata, 1254 nucleotides. NCBI's taxonomy places the organism in Eukaryota, Metazoa, Arthropoda, Arachnida, Sarcoptiformes, Oppiidae. The record is from the annotation of a GenBank genome assembly.
AUGUAUUUAUAUCAGGAGGAAAUGUCUGAACAGCACUACACGAUGGCAUCGGCGCCAUUAGAGUGCGUGAACGUGAUUAAUGAACAAGCGCUCACUUUUACCAACAUGGUGCGAGGGCUGUUUGGUUCGGCCAUCGCGCUGGACAGACAGUGCCAUCAAUACUUUAAAGCAACUAUGGUGAAUCCUAUUUACAAAGUAAACCCCAUGGUUGCGAUGACCGACUUGGUAUCGUCGGCCGUGUUUAGGCUAAUCAGAGUAUUGGGCAACGAGCUAGGUCAUGGCGCGGCCAACCUGUUUAAUAAUCUAAUUGGUCACCCUAACUACACGAUGUCAUCGGCGCCAUUAGAGUGCGUGAAAGUGAUUAAUGAACAGGCGCUCACAUUUAGCAACAUGAUGCGAGGGCUAUUCGGUUGGACCAUCUCGCUGGACAAACAGUGUCAACAGUACUUCAAAGCGACCAUGGUGAAUCCCAUUUACAAAGUAAACCCCAUGGUUGCGCUGACCCACUUGGUAUCGUCGGCCGCGUUCAGAGUGUUGGGCAACGAGCUAGGUCAUGGCGUGGCCAACAUGUUCAAUCGUAUCGCUUGGGCCGACAAAAUGCUGGCAACCAGUGCCAUUAUUUUUUAUUUUAAAGAUAAAAAGCUGGACCCGGUGCUGUUCGCCGGCACUGUGCGGCUCAAUAUGGAUCCGUCCGGUCAUUACGGGGACAACUGUUUGUGGAAAGCGUUAGACGCCGUGUGUCUUAAGGAGCGGGUGAUGUCAAUGGCCGGCGCUCUGGACGCCCGGGUUUCUGAAGGGGGCGACAAUUUUAGUGUCGGUCAGCGCCAGUUGCUAUGUCUGGCCCGGGCUUUACUCCGACACAAUCGCGUACUAGUGUUGGACGAGCCGACCGCUAAUGUAGACCCCGGGACAGACGAAUUGAUCCAGGACACAAUCAAAAGUAGGUUUGCCACGUGCACAAUGUUAACUAUAGUUCACCGGUUGCAGACUAUUAUGGACUCGGAUCGGGUACUGGUGCUCGACUCGGGCCGUGCGGUCGAGGUUGACGAGCCGUACGUUUUGUUGGCUGACGAGAGCGGACUGUUUUCGGGUUUGGUUCGCACGACCGGCACAGGUAUGGCUCGGAAACUGACAGAAAUGGCAAAAAUAGCUUAUAAUAAACGUCAUAAUACGGACACCGAUGUGGCCGACAAUGAGCGGCGACUAUCUAAUGAUAAGAUUGCAUACGAGGGCACAGAUAUAUACGAUAAGGAC